AUGUCAUUGGAUACUAAUACUCUGGCUGAGUCAGAGGGCCGUAAAGCCGAACAAGCUCUGGACGCAUCCGAAAAAUCAACAAUGUCUGACCUGGAAAAGAAAGACGUCGAAGCAGAAGAGUUGGAUACAAGUAAGGGAACAGCAACAACCGCUACGCUAUCCCCCGAGGACGAUGACGAUUACCCCGAAGGAGCUGCACUUGUCUUUAUUCUCCUUGCCCUUGCAUUGAGCAUGUUCCUCAUGUCACUCGAUAUGACCAUUAUCGCUACAGCCAUCCCGAAGAUCACCGACGAUUUCCACGGUCUUUCCGAAGCAGCUUGGUACGGCUCCGCAUUCUUCAUGACAAUUGGUGGUUUCCAGUCUUCUUGGGGCAAGGCGUACAAAUACUUUUCGCUCAAGAUUUCUUUCCUCAUGGCAGUAUUCAUAUUCGAGGUGGGCAGUCUCAUCUGUGCCGUGGCACCCAAUUCAACAGCUUUCAUUGUCGGACGUGCCAUUGCUGGUGCCGGCGCGGCAGGCCUCGGCUCGGGAUGCUAUACUCUGAUUGCAUUUGCGGCUCGGCCUCAACAGCGUCCCAUGUUCACGGGCAUUAUAGGAGCUUCGUACGGCAUCGCUUCAGUGGUUGGGCCACUUAUUGGUGGUGCCUUUACCGACCACGUCUCGUGGCGAUGGUGCUUCUAUAUCAACCUUCCUAUCGGUGGCGUCUCAGCCCUGAUCAUGAUCUUCUUCUUCAACACACCAGCCCGUGCUAAGCCCGCUGAGGCGACUCUGAGCGAGAAGCUACUCCAAAUGGAUCCCCUUGGCACGGUACUUAUCAUGGGUGCUAUCAUCGCUUACAUCCUGGCUCUGCAGUAUGGUGGACAGAGCGCUCCGUGGAACUCCAGUAAGGUCAUUGGCUUGUUGGUCGGCUUUGGAGUUAUCGUCUUGACUUUUGCGGUAUGGGAGGCCUUCAGCGGUGAGCGCGCGAUGAUCGCCCCACGUCUCAUCAAGAAGCGAGUCGUUUGGGUCAACGCCCUAUACGCUUGUCUUCUGUCUAGCUCCUACUUUACCGUCAUCUACUACCUCCCCAUCUACUUCCAGAGCGUCGAUGAUGUUAGCCCUACUGCCUCGGGUGUUCGCAACCUACCAAUUAUCCUGACGGUGACAUUCGGAACCAUCAUCGCGGGAGCUAGCAUCUCCAAGACAGGAAUUGCCACCCCCCUGUUGAUCGGAAGUGCCGCCAUCGCCACCAUCGGAGCCGGUCUUCUGUACACUCUAGAUAUUGGCACCAGCUCUGGCAAGUGGAUUGGUUAUCAAAUCCUCGCGGGGUCCGCUUAUGGUGUUGGGUUCCAGAUUCCCAUGAUCCACGGUCAGGCCAAUGCUAAAUUUGAGGAUUUGGCAACUACAACUGCCAUCCUUAUGUUCUUCCAAACUAUUGGUAGUGCUUUCCUCCUGUCAGCUGCCCAGUCAGCCUUUGUUAACAAGAUCGCCACUGUCCUGCGAUCGAGCGCGCUAGACGUUGACGUUGGUACAGUUAUCGCUACAGGAGCUACAGAGAUCCGCCACGCAUUCCCAGCUGACCAGGUUCCCGGUAUCGUGAUUGCUUACAUGGAGGGGCUCAGGGUUACCUUUGCCAUUGCUGCGACAGCUGUGGGCCUUGCUUUUGUGGUCAGUUUCUUCAGCAGUUGGAAGAGAUUGAAAUUGAACGCAAACGCUACAGGUGGUGCGGCAUAA
Molecule: messenger RNA, 1710 nt
Organism: Clonostachys solani
Lineage: Eukaryota; Fungi; Ascomycota; Sordariomycetes; Hypocreales; Bionectriaceae
Source: the annotation of a GenBank genome assembly